UAUGUCCUUGAGAAAGAGCAAUAUUUCUUCUGGGUCACUACAUCUAUAAGGAACACAGUACUCUAGAUUAGAAAGCGGCGCUCAACAUCAAACUGGGGACAAUGGAUAGUGGGUCCUUGCCUCCAUGAUAUCAUCGGCACGGCAUCAUGAUCUCUCUACUUACGUACGGCUACGGCACCAUGCGCUGUGCGAUCUGAACCUGAAGCAGAUCUUUACCCCAUAUCGAGCCGAUGAAGUGGAUUCCAAGAUACUAGAUUCACCCCCAAGAUUGGUCCUGCUUUACUUGGAAAGGUAUUCAUCUCGAUUUGGAGAAGUAGCAAACGGAGACAACUUCGAACAAAUUUUGCAUGGGGACCAUCAGAUGUUGAAAGAGCAUCUGUUCAGGUUUCGAAGCAUGAAACGCAACCAUAGACAGCACAUGAAUAAUAUCAGCAUGUGCUAG
This is a messenger RNA of Amoebophrya sp. A120, 442 nucleotides long. The record is from the annotation of a GenBank genome assembly. Lineage: Eukaryota; Dinophyceae; Syndiniales; Amoebophryaceae.